Molecule: messenger RNA, 1075 nt
Organism: Pimephales promelas (fathead minnow)
Lineage: Eukaryota; Metazoa; Chordata; Actinopteri; Cypriniformes; Leuciscidae
Source: RefSeq, a predicted model, not a curated record
CUCCUUAGAGCCGCACUUGUGAGAGGGAGACAAAGCUACAUGGGAACCUAUUAGAUAACCAAUUCUCCUGUCAGCCGCCUCACAGGGGGAGAGUGAGCGAGCGAUCGUGUGAGGGAUAGAGAGUGUACCUGCAAUGGUGGAUACACAGGAAUUCCAUUCAAACCCAGCCUUGCAAGUAACAGACAUGGCGUACAGGAAAGUGCGUGCUGGCCACGGUUCUCUCCGUGUGCGGGAUCUGGAGAGUGUGGAGCUUCACACAGCUUCCCUGGAACUGGAAUGGGACAUGGAGAAAGAGCUGGAGGAACCGGGCCUGGACCGCUUCCAGCUGGAGUGUGUGGAGCAUCAACCUGUGAGCAGCUCUUCUGGCGGGGGCAUGGACCCAGACCUGGAACCAAUUCAACCCUCCGUUUCCCCUCAUGGACGUUUUGAGCGUCUCCAGGAGGACCCUAAUUACGUCUCUCGUUUCAGCCGAGCGGUACCCAAGGGCCAGAGAUGGAAUGGGACCUGCCUGGCUAAAUACCUGCUAGCAGGGCUGGGUGUGUUUGCUCUGGGGCUGCUCAUUGGACGAUAUGCCUUCAACAGGGAGCAAGUGAAGGUAGAGCCAAGUGCAGACUCAGAUGUGCUGGAGAAGAUUGUUCAGGGAAUCACAGCAGAGAAAAUACAAGCGCUGCAGAGGGACUUUGACAGCUUGUCCGAUCUCACAGAAGAGUCCAAGGUCAAGUACAUCGCUCAGCAGUGGACGGAGCUUGGAUUAAAAGACGUUCGGGUUACUAAUCAUACGGCUCUUCUGAGCUAUCCCGGACCCGUCCUCAGCACAAUCGUGGAGAAGUUUGGAAACCAUUGUUACCUGCCCAGCGGAGCGAGGUGUGGACAGCCAUCAACAUCCACGACUGAACCCUUUGCCUAUGCAGCCUACUCUGCUGUGGGAAGUCUAGUGGUGAGUUACAUUGUACCCUCAAGAGAUAAAUACCACACUAUUGUACUAGAAAUAUCAUUGUGGCGAAUAGGACGGCUGAAAGAUGUGAGAGAAUGGUGCGAGGAUUGUGGUGCCAUUGCUAAUGAGCAACGCUUGUGA